This is a messenger RNA of Cladophialophora psammophila CBS 110553, 807 nucleotides long. RefSeq lists its product as uncharacterized. Bases 1 to 807 code for a protein of 268 amino acids. The transcript has a single exon. Lineage: Eukaryota; Fungi; Ascomycota; Eurotiomycetes; Chaetothyriales; Herpotrichiellaceae. The record is from RefSeq and is a predicted model, not a curated record.
AUGACAUCGCGUUUAGUCCCCGACUACGAGGUCAAGGUCCUUCUGAAGUGCGAAGAAGUACUUGGAUCGAGCAACAAGCUCAACGACGCAGUCCAGUCAGAGUUUGACAUCGUGCCGGGCACAAAAAAAAUGAAUAUUCAAUUCGUGGACACUGAGAAAAAAGCCAUAUAUAGCAGCGGCUGGAACCUGCGUAUCCGGAAGACAGAAGGUAAAAACAACUUCGAGUUGACGUACAAGAAGCGUUAUCCAGUUCAGGAGGGAGACUCUAGUACCGCUGAAGGCAACAUUAAUACAGCACUCGAGACGGUACUGCAAGAAGGUUUCAACUCGGCAACUACCUAUAAAGCGCAGGUUGAGGUCGGGUACCAGGAGCAAACUCUCUCCAUCAGCUACGAUGCGAAACUUCCUGACGAGGGAUUCGAAGGAAUGGACCUGCCCGGUCCGGAAGACUCGCGCAAGUUUUUCACCGAGAAUGCACCUAAAGAAUUUAAGAAUUGGUCCUCCGACAACUGGGGUACGCAGCAUCUCGCUAACUCCAUAAUUUACGGGCCAGUGCAUGCCAAGCGGUUCGAAGGUACUUGGGACGGGUUCAAGCUCUUCAUUGAAGUGUGGCCAGUUCGAAAGCGCAGGACGGAUGCGAGCCUUGAGCCCAUCGUCGAGGCGUCAUUUAAGACAUCUGACUUGAAGAAGGCGCUGGAGGGACGCGCUCGACUCAUCAAAUCUUUACAAAAAAGAGCGUGGCUCCUAGAGAAGGAUUCUCUGAAGACAAAGCUUAUCAUGGAACGGUACGGAACGUCGAACGAGUAA